GUGGCUUCGUGGGCACCAUGAGGCCGAGCUAUAGGCUCUUCCUCUGCUUUCUGCUCUGGGGAAGCACGGAGCUGUGCAACCCCCAGCCCGUCUGGUAUGAUGAGUCCCAGCGCCUCAUGCCAUCAGAGCCACCAGCCGUGAUGGUGGAGUGCCGGGAGGCCCAGCUGGUGGUCACUGUCAGCAAAGACCUUUUCGGCACUGGGAAGCUCAUCAGGCCUGCAGACCUCACCCUGGGUCCUGACAACUGUGAGCCUCUGGUCUCUAUGGACACGGAUACCGUGGUCAGGUUUGAGGUUGGGCUGCACACGUGUGGCAACAGUGUGCAGGUGACCGACGAUGCCCUGGUGUACAGCACCUUCCUGCUCCACAACCCCCGCCCUGCGGGGAACCUGUCCAUCCUCAGGACUAACCGAGCGGAGGUCCCCAUCGAGUGCCGCUACCCCAGGCAGGGCAACGUGAGCAGCCGGGCCAUCCUGCCCACGUGGCUGCCCUUCAGGACCACGAUGUUCUCGGAGGAGAAGCUGGUUUUCUCUCUGCGCCUGAUGGAAGAGAACUGGAACUCUGAAAAGACGACACCCACCUUCCAGCUGGGAGACAGAGCCUACCUGCAGGCGCACGUCCACACCGGCAGCCACGUGCCCCUGCGACUGUUCGUGGACCACUGUGUGGCCACACUGACGCCGAACUGGAACACCUUCCCUUAUCACAGCAUCGUGGACUUCCACGGUUGUCUCGUAGAUGGUCUCACCGAUGCCUCAUCUGCUUUCAAAGCACCAAGACCCAGACCAGAGACCCUCCAGUUCACAGUAGACGUUUUCCAAUUCGCGAAUGACUCCAGAAACACGAUAUAUAUCACCUGCCAUCUGAAGGUCACUUCGGUUGACCAAGUCCCGGACCAACUAAACAAAGCCUGUUCCUUCAGCAAAUCCUCCAACAGGUGGUCCCCAGUAGAAGGCCCUGCUGAUGUCUGUCGAUGCUGUAACAAGGGGAGCUGUGGCAAUCCAGGCCAUAAGAGGAGGCAGUCCCGCCUGGAGAGGCAGCCUGCUCCCCGCAGUCGCAGGCACGUGACAGGAGAUCUUUCAGUGACAGAAGAGGCAGAUGUCACAGUGGGGCCACUGAUCUUCCUGGGGAAGACUAGAGACCAUGGUGUGGAAGGGUCUGCCGCCUCUCCCCGCUCGGUGAUGCUGGGCUUAGGCCUGGCCACCGUGGUGUCCCUGACUCUGGCCACCACCAUCCUGGGUCUUGCCGGGAGGUAUCGGGCUGCUUCUCACCCUGUGUGCCCAGUGUCUGCUUCCCAAUAAAAGAAAGUG
This is a messenger RNA of Hippopotamus amphibius kiboko, 1310 nucleotides long. RefSeq names its product zona pellucida glycoprotein 3 (gene ZP3). Gene Ontology annotation, biological process: positive regulation of acrosome reaction; binding of sperm to zona pellucida; egg coat formation. Gene Ontology annotation, cellular component: extracellular matrix. The transcript has 8 exons. Gene Ontology annotation, molecular function: acrosin binding. The record is from RefSeq and is a predicted model, not a curated record. The coding region runs from base 18 to 1301 and encodes 427 amino acids. NCBI's taxonomy places the organism in Eukaryota, Metazoa, Chordata, Mammalia, Artiodactyla, Hippopotamidae.